Messenger RNA from Oryza brachyantha (malo sina), 3030 nucleotides. RefSeq names its product rho GTPase-activating protein REN1-like. NCBI's taxonomy places the organism in Eukaryota, Viridiplantae, Streptophyta, Magnoliopsida, Poales, Poaceae. Gene Ontology annotation, biological process: signal transduction. The coding region runs from base 278 to 2938 and encodes 886 amino acids. The transcript is spliced from 26 exons. The record is from RefSeq and is a predicted model, not a curated record.
UGGAGGGGUGGUGGUGGGGAUCGAUGGCGUCGCGCGUGCUUCCGUGAGAUUCCUGAUCGGCUGGCUGAUCGCGCUCGUGGUGGCAGGUCCAACGGCUUAAAAGCUUAUAGGAUGAUACUUAGGGUGAAUGUGGAUGUCAACUUAACAGAUUUGAAGCUUCUGCAUGCGGGGAUAAUAUAUAGUUCUGCAUACUUCAAUUUCUUGUGAGAAAUAUCAACUCAUUGGCGGAACAGAAACACUCUGGUGCAUUUCAUAAGUCAGCCGUUUAUAGAAGACAAUGUCAGCUUCAGAUUUCAGGAUUCCUUACCAGCAAGUAUCAUCUUGGCAGCCUGCUGAGAGUGCAGGUCAGUUCAAAAUCUGCCGAUGUGGGGAAGGAGACCCUAACUUUCAGACUACAAACACAUGUCCUAAUUGCCAGGUUCUUAAGAGUGGGCAUUUACUGCUCUCAUCUAAAGGAAUUGGUUGGACAACAUGGAAAAAACGCUGGUUUAUUCUUACAAGGGCAUCAUUAGUGUUCUUCAGAAGUGAUCCUAAUGCACCUCCCAGAGGAAAUGAACCGAUUGUUACACUAGGUGGAAUUGACUUGAAUAACUCUGGAAGUGUUGUGGUCAAAGAAGACAGGAAACUUUUAACAGUGUUAUUUCCUGAUGGCCUUGAUGGGCGAACUUUCACUCUCAAGGCAGAAAGUACAGAAGAACUCAAUGAAUGGAGAAGUGCGUUAGAGAAUACUCUGGCACAGGCACCUGCUAUAGCGACUACUGUUGGUCAAAAUCCAAUUUUCAGCACUGACAUAGCACAGCCCGUUGAAGCUCCAGCUGAACAGCUGGAGGAUAAAUCUGUUAUUGGGAGGCCUGCAGAGUUUGCACUUGUAGAUUCUGAUGGUAAUCCAUCUUUCCUGGAAAAGGCCUUGAAGUUCAUUGAAGACUAUGGUGUCAAGGUGGAAGGAAUCCUACGUCAGUCUGCUGAUGUUGAAGAAGUCAAACGCAGAGUUCGGGACUACGAAAAGGGGAAAAAUGAGUUCUCUCCUGAAGAGAAUGCACAUGUUAUUGGUGAUUGUAUCAAGUAUGUUCUUCGAGAGAUGCCUUCAUCUCCAGUUCCUGCACCAUGUUGCACUGCUCUGGUUGGAGCUUACCGAACUGACAAGGCAAGAAGGCUUGAUGCGAUGAAUAGAGUGAUUUAUGAUGUUUUCCCAGAACCAAAUCGACAACUAUUACAGAGGAUUCUUAAGAUGAUGCAGAUUGUUGGAUCACACAAAGCUGUGAAUAGGAUGUCUCAAUCUGCUUUGGCGGCUUGCAUGGCACCGCUCCUUCUCCGACCUCUUCUUCUUGGUGAAUGUGAAAUUGAUAGCGAUUUCAGUAUGGCUGGGGAUGGUUCAUUCCAGCUGCUUCAAGCUGCAGCUGCUGCCAAUCAUGCUCAAGCAAUUGUCAUCAUUAUGCUCGAGGAAUAUGAUCAGAUAUUUGAUGACUUGGAAGAAGGUUCCUGCUCCUCGGAUGCAUAUACUGAGUCUGAAGACGAUGAUUUUGACAAGGAAUAUUCCACAGAAAACGAUGUCCCUGAUGAGGAUGGCUCUUACGAUUCUGGAGAGGAUAACAUUGACGAAGACAUGGAUGAUAAUUCUGUGCACUCCUCUGGUGGCAGUGAAUGUGACAAAAACAUUAAGAUCAGUGUCUCUGACGACAAGGUUAAGAACAAUAACUCUAGCACAGCAUCUAAAGGCAACGGUCAGGGUUUACAACCCCCUAUGAAAGCAGCAACAGAACAUGGCACGGUAAGGGGAGACACUAAAAUUUCUGUUCCACCAAUGGAGAACACCUGCCUAAUGGAGAGUAAUGAUCCAUCCAACCAAAAACAAGAAUCAUACGGAUCAAAUGGAUCAACAGAUCAAAUAGAAAAGUUCAAUGUUCCCUCAUCAUCCUCAAGAGCAAAAUUUAUGGAGAAAUCAAACAGCUCAAGAAAUAAGAGUAAAAGGACCUUAUGGGGCCGUACUUCAGCAAGAAAAGACCUAUCAGCAGAGGAGAUUGACUAUUGCAGUGAUGAUGAGACUCUUAUUGAGAAGCUUGAGAACAAGAAGACAGAUCUCCAAUCUAAAAUUACAAAGGAGGUGAAAGAAAACUCAAUCCUCCAUGCAAGUAUCGAAAGGAGGAAAGAAGAAUUGCAUGAACGCCGAUUAGCACUUGAAAAAGAAGUGGAACAUUUGCGAGAUCAGCUACAGACGGAGAGAAAUUUGAGGGCCUCAUUGGAGUCUGGGCUGAUGAAUUUGCGAAGAGGGCAGGUGUCCUUCCAAUCAACAAUUGACAGCAAGGUUUCUGAUCUCCGUGGACAACUGAACAACCAGGUCCAGAUGAGCUCCACGUCAUUAUGUGACUCAUGCAACAAAUUACUCCUAAAUACAGACAAGCUAGCUGGAGAUGAACAGAAUACUGCAUCAUCCAAUGUUGGAUUAUCUGACAUGGUAUCAGCUACAGAUAUGGCAGAUAUGAAGCAAUCGAUGAAGCAAAACACACUACUUUCAUCUUCUUCCACAGGCAAACCAGCUCUCCAGAAGCAGCAAAUGAAUACUAAUUAUCAACAAAAUAUGAGUUCAGGAGGUAUCUCAUCUGAUGAGCAGUCAAGCACCAUCAGCCAAAGGGCUCAAAGAAUGUUGUCUUCCAACGGUGAGAUUAUGAAGGAUGACCAAGAUGGAUCAUUUACAUCGAAAUGGAACUUUGCACAGAGGCAAUACUCAAAUAACCCACUGUUAAGCAGGCUUGGAUCGAAUGCCUAUUCGAGUACUAGAACAGAGGGAUCUGGGGCUGUACCAUCUGCAUUAGCCAAGCUCACAAACCGACUUAAUUUUUUGAAAGAAAGAAGAGCACUUAUUGCAAGUGAAAUGCAAAACUUAGAUUUGACUCGCCCACCAGGGCCUACAGCUCCAGCUUCAGAGAGAGAUUCCACAUGAGAAGUGGGAGUUUUAACUGUAAGAUCAUAAGCAUGAUUAAUAUUUUCUGAUGAACAAUUGGCUUGCGAUUUGGUUUAUAAAUUGAAUUUAGU